Molecule: messenger RNA, 1711 nt
Organism: Physcomitrium patens
Lineage: Eukaryota; Viridiplantae; Streptophyta; Bryopsida; Funariales; Funariaceae
Molecular function (GO): protein binding
Source: RefSeq, a predicted model, not a curated record
ACAGACCAAGAGAGAGACUAGUUUCUGCGCGGUCAUGGUCUCCUUCUUCGUUCUCUUUUUUUUCUUCGUCGUCUUCGUCGUCGACUUCUUCUUCCCUCCCUCCACCCUGACUUUAAUUUGCCGCCAUCGCUGCUGCUGCCCUCUCGCGUGGGGUGGGAGAGGGGCAUUCUUCUUGCUCGGGUUGAGCCUCGCCAUGCGCUCCGUCCAACCUCGUCGAACGUACAAGCUGGAGUCGGCGUGGGAUCGGGACUGACUCAUUUCUAUGGAUUUUCGGAGCUCCAAGCGGACUAGAAGCAGUAGUAGGAGGACUGUUAAUGAUUGUAGUCCCAAGGUCUCAGAACAUCAUCCCAAAGGAGAUGCCGACUUGAAGACCGAAAACACACAGAAGAAGACUGGGAAACGAAAAGUAGUCAGGCGUCUGAGGUCUGUGCAGCUAGCUAAUUUAGUGGAUGACCCCAAGAAACCUCGAACCCCGUGUACAACCAUUGGAAGAAAACGAGUAGUUGGAGAUACCACUGUCAGCAGGCGGCCUCUUUUUGCAGAUGUAGAGAGUGGAAAUAAUGUAAACUUUUCUACUCCUCCAGCAAGGUCCCCUAUUCCAACCAUGCAAAGGUUUGGCCCUUCGUGCCCUUUAAGGAAGAAGCUCCUCGCUUCAAGAACUCCUCUAACGCCUGCUGCUCAUCUUACGGUUCUGCAGAGUCCGAUGCGUGAGUCGGAGAUUCAAUUAUCUGCUGAAUCUCCCUUGGAAAGACUACCUGUUGAGCUUCUGGUAUACAUUGUGUGUAGACUUCGCCAUGAUCAGCUGAAACCCGUGUUUCAUGUUUGUCGACGGCUUCAGCAGGCAGUUAAAAUUGCUAGGCAGUGGUAUUUUAACUACAAUACUCCAGAUCAUGACAGGCAGAAGACCGUUGGUUUAUGUACUCCAAGACGUCACCAAGAUCUUUACUUGAAUGUAAGUGAAGCACCAGGAGGUGGACUGAAUGUACAUCCUCUCACACCUCAGGCUCCAAGACACGCUCCAAAGCCUUUACAUUCUCGUAUUCCUUUAGCUGAUCUGAACCAGCUUGUGGCUCCUCUUUUUCAAGAGCCUAGCGACACACCUCACAAGCCUCAGGAACUGUCCCGUCCAGCGUACAGAGGAGUUGCAUCUCACCGAGUACUCUUCAAUGAAGAAGAGCUAUGUGAAGCUAUAGCCCAACAGACGCUCAAGACCUAGGGGCAGCUCAAUUUCAAGCUUCUGAAGCCGAUGGUAUGCAAACAAGUCCAAGUUGGAGCAUCUUAGAAAUCUUCAGGUCACUAGUCAGUGACCUAUGAUGUAUGUAAUGGUCCACUAUAUUCCUUACUAUCGACUAGUAUAAUUAGAUCAGACAAUGAUUCUCAAUCAUAGGUGGACAUAGAGGUCAUCUGUAGAUAUUUCAAUGACGGUCAUUUGUACAUAAUCGGAAGAUACAGGCGGAUUUAGGUAUCUCGGAGAUUUUCAAAUCCUUUCCAUGCAAUGGGUAUGAAUCCGUAUGCAUGACUCCAUUUUUAAAGCCAUAAUUCUCAGAGGCGUUUGAAAUCCUUGAAAGAAGUGGACAAUACUUCUGGUUAUCUCCCAAACUAUUUUUGCCCCUCUUUUUUUAGGAUACUCCGAGGUCGUUUGUCUUUGAAUUUUUUUUCGAAACUCUUGAAUGGCAGAGGAAUGAGUGGAUCAUGAAACACUUCAUUUGAA